Molecule: messenger RNA, 1843 nt
Organism: Penaeus indicus
Lineage: Eukaryota; Metazoa; Arthropoda; Malacostraca; Decapoda; Penaeidae
Gene: PIG-Q
Product: phosphatidylinositol N-acetylglucosaminyltransferase subunit Q-like
Exons: 8
Coding region: 221-1813 (530 amino acids)
Biological process (GO): GPI anchor biosynthetic process
Cellular component (GO): endoplasmic reticulum; membrane
Source: RefSeq, a predicted model, not a curated record
CGGAGGAAGUCGGCGAGUGAGCGAGGUGUGGCUUUGGAAUUUAGGAAUUAGGAGAAGGAAGAGGAAUUAGGAGAAGAAAGAAGAAGAAGAAUUAGGAAUGGAUGUGGAUUUUUAUUAUUUGCAAGGAAGACGCAAGAGAAGGAGAGCUUUGUUUCAUUAAUAGUUUCUAUAAUUAAAAGAAUUUUUUUUCUAUAGUCACGGAAAAAAAUAACAGAAAAGAAUGUUAGGGAAUGCUAUAGUGACAGUUCUUGUGCCAGAGCAGCUUGAGGGAGAGAAUGGUGGUCAUCUCUAUGGAAGGUUCACAAAUUCAAAAGCUCAUCCAAUUGACGAGAGAGAAUCUUAUGUCAUUGUUGUGACAUCUACGAAUUCAAACAAAAAGCCUCCCAUUGGGUGCAUUAAUAAUGACAGUCGGAUCCAGACUCGCAGAUCCACCAGGAACGUUUGGGUAGAACUCAGCACUCAGCCACAGAUCCAACUUCAUUCUGUCAGAGUUUGCGGUGACAAUGUGUGCCUUAGUGAAGUUAAUCUCGUAACCUACAGCUACAAGGAGAUCUGUGAGUCGGAGCUCAUCAGCCAGAAGUUCUUAUACAGGGAAGGUGAUGAUCAUGCAAAUAACAUAGUGCCAUAUUUUGUGAAAAGUGUGCAAAAAGAUUGUAAAGAGACGGAUUCUUGCUGGUUGGUGAAAACUCUACUGGCUUCACUCUUGGUUUUGACUAAGACAAUCCUCCGUGUGACAUGGUUUCCCAAAGUGCUCUUGGAAGGUCUUCAUUAUGUUUUAGUUAAUAAAUUUGACUACUCCAGCAAUUUACUGAAACAAACUUUACUUCGUAUUAAACAGUUUGAGACUCUAGAACAUGAGCUUAGAGAGAACAAGAGAACACUUGUAGCUGGUCGUUUAUUGGCUAUGAUUGCAAUCGACACUUUACUUGGGGUCUCAGUUGUGCUCCUGGUCAGCAGUUAUGCCUCCCUCAAUGAUAUUUAUUCUAUUUUUUGUAGUUCCACAAAGCUCUUAGCAUCAAAUGUCCAGCAUCUGUUAGAGUGGCUGCGGGGAGCUCCAGCGGGCCUCAAGCUGAAUCAGCCUUUGACGCAAGCCCUUUCUGCAUUCUUCUCAUAUCAUGUUCAUCUAUGGAGGCUUUAUCUAGACUUGGCAGAUCCCGUGCUGAGGAGUCUGGCUUCGGUGUUCUUCUGGCUGGGGAUGUGCGGAGCCUCUGUUCAAGUGGCCAUUUUGUCGGACUUGAUGGACCUGGCCACUCUGCAUCUCUACUGCUUUUAUGUCUAUGCGGCUAGGAUGCACAUGCUCCAAAUUUCUCUCCUGGGGUCCCAGUGGAGAGCGUUCCGAGGGAGAAAGUGGAAUCCUCUGAAGCAGCGUGUGGACAGUUACGAGAUCGAAGGUGGCCACAUGUCACUGAUUCGGGUGCUGACGGCGGUCAUUUUCACCCUCGUGAUAUUUCUCUUGCCCACCACCACUGUAUAUUACUUGGUGUUUGCGUCGUUAAGAAUAGGCCUCAAUACAGUGCGAGGAAUUCUCUCUCUCACUAUGUGGGCUCUCAACAUCAAUCCCCUGUAUCUUAUACUGCUCAACUUAAUAGAUUCAAACAGAAUGAAAGGAGACAUCUACUUUGCAACCCAGCCCAUCGAUAAUUCCCGAGCCAGGUACCCCAUAGCUUCUCCGCUUGCCCUACAUUUACACACUUGGCCAACCCCACUCUGCGAGGUCCUGCUGUAUGCCCAUUCGGAUGUGUUUCCUGCUAUACCAAGCCCGAACUGGAAGGCCUUUUUCUGUAGUGUUGUGUUUGCAAAAGAGUUAUUGUGAGAAGGAAGGGAAAUAAAGAAUUGUAAAAAG